Impatiens glandulifera is the source of this 1063-nucleotide messenger RNA. RefSeq lists its product as uncharacterized. The record is from RefSeq and is a predicted model, not a curated record. Lineage: Eukaryota; Viridiplantae; Streptophyta; Magnoliopsida; Ericales; Balsaminaceae. Bases 91 to 951 code for a protein of 286 amino acids. The transcript has 2 exons.
UUUGAAAUUCAACGGCUCUUCCAAGCUUGUAUCUUUAUUCAAACACAGAUGUUACAGAGCUGAUGUACAGUUUACAGAACAACAAUAAUCAUGAAAAACCCUCUUUCUUCAUCUUCAUCCUCUACCCCAUACCAAACCAGAUUCUCCUCUCCCGCCGGCUUUUUCUCCACCAUGAUCCGGCGUCUCCUCUUCUGUUCCAAUUCUCUCCCGCCGUCAAACCACUCAUCCGCCGGCGCCGGCGAUAAUUUAUAUGCCAUGUCAGCUCCCUGUCUGGUAGCCAGACUCAUGGGGUUGGACUCUUUACCGAUGAACAACGAGUCGAGUCAGGUGAGUCGUCUUCGCCGCGAAGAACCAAAUUAUGCUGAGCUUGAAGAUGAUCAUUUCUUCAUUUUGAGUUUUGAGAAGAAAUUUAGAUCAAAGAAGGAUGAUAGAUCUAAGAUGGGUUAUGGGAAAUUGAAGAAAAGAAAUCAAGAACGAAGGAAAGUUUAUUCAAAUAGUAAAGAGAAUCGAAAUCCCAAUGAAGAUCCAUACGAGAGCAGCGGCAAAAAGAAGAAAAUAGAUGAGGAAGCUGAAAGCGAUUCUGAUUGGAGCCCUGUUUCAGUACUCGACAUUGAUGAAUUCGCCACCACAAGUUCAGAUCUUUCUACACCAGUGAAUGAGACAGAAGAAAUACAUUUGAUGAGGGGGAAUUUCAAGCUCUUGUUGACAUCGCCAAGAACUAAUCUAUUAAUUAGCUCAUUCUAUAAUAAUAAUAAUAAUAGGAUGCCCAACAACAGCAAAUGGCGCAGCAAAAAGAGAAAGAUGUGGAAUGAAAUUGGAAGAAUUUCUGAAGAAGAGAUGGCUAGAUCAAGAUGGGAUUAUGGAGAAGCUUCAAAGCUUCAAGAAUUUGAAGAGAUUGGAGAUUGUAUUACAGAGAUUUUGUUGAGGGAGAUCCUAGAAGAGAUGAAUUGAAGAUUGUAUUACUUUGAUCAUGAACCACAUUCAAAUACAUCUUUUAUCUUUUUUUUUUUAUUUAAUUCACUUUUUAUAUGCCAAUCUUGUAAAUUUUGUCUCAUUGGUUGUA